Molecule: messenger RNA, 6590 nt
Organism: Rhineura floridana
Lineage: Eukaryota; Metazoa; Chordata; Lepidosauria; Squamata; Rhineuridae
Product: zinc finger protein OZF-like
Exons: 5
Coding region: 1042-2442 (466 amino acids)
Biological process (GO): regulation of DNA-templated transcription
Source: RefSeq, a predicted model, not a curated record
GGGUCUUCCAGAGCCAAUGCGCCUCCCCCGCAAAGUUCUCUCCUGACUUGCAAGAAAUCGGCUUCUUUUUUCCUCCCAGCGCUGCAUCGGGGCCCCUUCUGGGGGGAUCUGGUGAGUCUCCCUCCCCCACCCUCUUUGUGCGUUUGGGGGAAGGGGAGCUCCAUCUUGGGGUGAAGAGGAGUCUCAGGCUGAGAGGGGAGGGGGAGUCCAGCCAGCAAAUGGGAAGAAGAGUGGGGCAAAGCUCCUGACUGGAAAGGAGACCCCCAUUCAUUGGGUGCUGGCCUCCACCCCACAACACCAACCUGUGCCCCUCGGGUGCACUUUAGCAUGUCACAAAGCCCUGAUCUGAGGGGGAGGCUAUUCAAGCAGCAUAUGAAAGCAUUAGAAAGUGGGUGCAGCACAUUAAAAAGGUGGAAAGGGAGGGGAGGAAGGUGAGAAAAUAAAACAUCCACAGAGCAGAGCUGGUGGAUCUCAGUUCCUGUCGGGCACAAUGCCUGUGGACUCCUCAGAAGCAAAGGUUGGGCACUGCUGAGCACUGGAAGCUGCUCUGUGUGAAUCUUUGAUGUGCCCCAGGCAACAACCCUUAACUGUGAGGAGUGGAGCCUCCAUGUGUGUACUAGAUACCAGAUCCUUCAGAUGAAUGUUACAUUGUUUAUACAUUAAACAAUUAAAAAUAUGUCUAGAUAAAGGGGGGAGUUAUUGUUUAGCUGGAAAGGUUGGUGUUAUGCAUAAGUGAGAUUAAAAGAUGAAGCAGCAAGACUUGGCCAGCCCGAUUUCAGGAAGAGGCCCAGAUGGCAUCCAGGUUGCAAAGGGCAGAGGAUUCUGGGAAAGGAUGGUGCACAAGUUCCUGGGUAAGGAAGACACCCUCUGUUCAGAUGUCCAGCGCCAGCGUUUCACUACCAGGGGGCCAGGCUCCCCAGAGAGGUUUGCAGCUGGCUCCACCACAUUUGUGAUCAGUGGCUGAAGCCAGAGUAGCACACAAAGGCUCAGAUCCUGGACUUGGUGAUCCUGGAGCAGUUUCUGGCUGUCCUUCCCCCGGAGAUGGAGAUCUGGGUGAGGGAAUGUGGAGCGGAGAGCAGUUCCCAGGCAGUGGCCCUGGCCGAAGGCUUCCUCCUGAGCCAGGCAGAGGAGAAGAAGCAGGAGGAGGAACAGGGUCUGUUUGCAGAAGUGGCCACUGAUUUCCACGAGGCAGAGAAGUUUCCAUUCGAUGCCAGAGAGAGUCCUCUGCAAAGGGGGAACGUGCAGGAGGGCAAUGGAGGUGCUACUUCCCUAGGCGAUGGAAAGAUGCCAGCAAGACCUACUCAGCCAUCUCUUGUUUGCAGUGGAGGGGAAGCAGCUGCUGUGGCACCGGAUCAGGGUCCAGGGUCCUUUGAGGAUGUGGUUGUGUAUUUCACCGAGAAGGAGUGGGCUUUGCUGGAUCCUGACCAGAGAGCUCUGCAUAGGGAAGUUAUGGGGGAGAUUUGUGAGAUCGUCACUUCCCUUGGUCAUGAAUUGGAAACCAAGGAUAAGGGAAAACUACAUGGGGUGCUCCCAGAAAAAGACACAUGUAUAAAGGGGGAGGAGCAGAGAAGGAAAACUGAGGAGAAGGAAGAAGAAGAAGAGAGGAGGGGGUAUAAAUCCCCUGUUUCUCAGGAAAGUGACUCCCAUGAAAUCCCAAUCCAAGAAAAACUGCAAAAAGGACAGGAAACAAAUAUAUGCUGUGAGUGUAAGAGAAGUUUUCAUUCUAAAUCAAAAUGUAAAGCUCAUUACAAAAACCACACAAGGGAGAAGCUAUAUGAAUGCUUGGAGUGUGAAAAGAGGUUUGCGCAUAAGACAACUCUAAUUUCUCAUCAAAGAAUUCACACAGGCGAGAAACGAUAUAAAUGCUUGGAAUGUGAAAAGAGCUUUCAUCAGAGUUCUGACCUUAUUAUCCAUCAAAGGAUCCAUACAGGGGAGAAACCAUAUAAAUGUUUACAGUGUAGAAAGAGCUUCACCCAUAGGACAAGUCUCACUUCUCAUCAAAGAAUUCACACAGGUGAGAAACCAUAUAUAUGCUUGGAAUGUGGAAAGAGGUUUCCUCACAGUUCUGCUGUUAUUGCAACGAUUCAUACAGGGGAAAAACCAUAUCAGUGCUUGGAAUGUGGAAAGAGCUUUUCCCAGAAGACCAAUCUUACUUCUCAUGGAAGAAUUCACACAGGGGAGAAACCAUAUAAAUGCUUGGAAUGUGGCAAGAGCUUCUGUCAGAAGACAAAUCUCACUAGUCAUCAAGGAACUCACACAGGUGAGAAACCAUAUAAGUGCUUGGAAUGCGAAAAGAGCUUUCGUCACGGUUCUGAUCUUAUUACCCAUAAAAGGAUCCAUACAGGGGAGAAGCCAUAUAAAUGCCUGGAAUGUGGAAAGUGCUUCAGUUGCAAGAGAAGACUAAUAUCUCAUCAAAGAGUUCACAUACAAGAAAAUCCAUAAAAUGCUUGGAGUGUGGCAAAAGCUUGAGUGAUAAAGAUAUUUUUGACUUCUGAUCAAAGAAUUCGCAUGGGAGAAACUAUAGAAAUGGGUGGAAUACAGAUCCUUGCAGGCGUUAAAAUCAGGAGAGGGAGCCCUCUUGGUAGUUCCACCGCCUUCAAAAGUUCAGGGUGGUGGCGGCCCAGGAGAGGGCGUCCUCUGUGGGAGCCCCUGUGUUGUAGAAUUCCCUCCCCACAGAGCUGCAGGGUCAGCAUCUGCAGACCCAGCAGCGUCAUGGAUUAGCAUCCAAGAUGGUGGAGGAGGGCAGGUUGACGCCCUGCCGCCAUCCUGGGUAAUUGCAAGCAUGUAUACAUAGUGUGCUGACACGCUGCUGUGGCACCAUAGAAAUCUGUGCCAGCAGUGGGGGGUUCCUAGUAGGGGUGGCUGCCGCACAAUGAUCCGCAUCAGCUUUGGGGCAUGGAGUGCACGCUAGCACGAAUCGCAGAGUGGGAGCUACACCCACCCAGCCCCAGCAGCAGGGGCCUCUCUCGGCGUCUGGGGCCCUUAGCCAGUGCACAACCUGGCCCUUCUCCGUUGCCAGCCCUGUGCAUCUGCCACCUUCACUAUACAGUUUUCCGUGAAUGCUGAAGACACACCUAUUUAUCCUUGCCUUUGACACCUGAGAUGUGUGUUUUCAGGACAGACCCUAUUCCUAUGACUGUAAUUUGUUUUAACUGUUUUUAAUAUUGACUUUUAAAUUGUUAUAACCCGCCGUGGGACCUCCUGGUGAAGGGCAGGUAAUAUAUUAACAACAACAAUAUGGAAUGAGAUACUGUCACAGUACAACUUCUAUUUCAGAUGGGAGAACCCACCUAUGCGAUCCGCUGUAGCAGCCUUCCCCAUCCUGGUGCCCUCCAGAUAUUUCAGACUACAAUGCUCAUUACUCCCUGACAGGCUGUUCUAGUGGAACAGUUCUAGUCCAUCUCAUCUAGAUGGAAGGUCUAAUCAAAAAUGUCUGCAGGGGACCUGGGCAGGAAGGCAAUUAUAAAUGAAUGCCUCUGAAGGAGCCAUGUUAGUGUUCUGUUCUAAGUUAAUGCUAGUUCUACUCUGAGGAGAUUCAUUUAAGUUAAUGAACAUAACUAAUUUAGGUUCAUUAAUUUGUGUGAGUCUAUUGGGUAGAACUGAGUUGAAUAGAACCGUUAAAAAUGUUCCUCCCCUCUUACAUUCAUUAAUACUUUUGUGAGAAAUACUGAGCUGCAGGUGCGUUUGGACCACUCAGCCUCUGUCCUCGGUGGCCAUCUUAGAUUCCCCAAUCAAUUUACAAUGGCUGCGGCCUGGUGAGGAUGGGAUCUGGGUGGCUUUCCUACAGAAGUGCUGCCUGCCUCGGCGAGUACAGCCUGAGGAAAAUGGAAGGGAGGAGGAGGAGGAGGAGUGGAGCGAAGUGAGAAAACAUACACAGAGUCCUAUGUGAACUUUUGGUCUUGCUCCAGCAAAGUAGCUCUUAGAUGUGAAUGAAGUGGAACCUCCUUGUGCAGAGGCAACAUACCUAAACUCAGACAUUGCAAAGAAAUGUAUUUUAAUAUUUUAAACAAAGUAACAUUUACAAUAAAGAUUCCCCCCCUCCGGUAAAAAAUAUAAACUUCCUGUGAUAUGUCUGCUGAUUUCAUAAAUGGUUGCUUCUUAAUAAGUUGGAAAAUUCAUCAUCUGCAAUGGCUUUAACUGUGGCUUUGGGUAAAGCCGCAUUGGACCCCCUUUAAACGGCCAUGGCUUCCUCCAAAGAAUCCUGGGAACUAACAUUUGUGAAGGGUGCUGAGAGUUGUUAGGAGAGACUCCCAUGCCCCUCAGAGAGCUACAAUUCCCAGAGUUCCCUGAGAAGAGGGAUUGAGUGCUACAUCGCUCUGGGAGUUGUUGCCGUGUGAGGGGAUCAGCUCCUUGCUGAUCCUGAUGACUCGGGGCACUUUUUAAGGAUUAUGGCAAAAUAAGAACUUUAAAAGACAAAAAAAAAUUAUGAGGUGGAUGACCCAAAUUUUAGCAAUAGAACAAAAUUAUUUCUCUCCAUGGGGGGUGUUGGCAUUGGGACUCCUGUGAUGUGGCUCCACAGCCAGAGAUGGGAGGUUUGGAGGCUUGCAGGGAGUGGUGCAAUGGGCUUUGGAGGGCUCCAGAUAUUUCAGACUACAAUUCUUUUUAAUCCCUUGACAGGCUGAUAGAAGUUGUACAGUAGGGCCCCACUCAUACGGUGGGUUCUGUUCCGGACCCCUGGGGUAAAGCGAAAACCGCUGUAAAGCAGAACUCAUUGAAUAGAAUGGCACGUGAUGCCCAAAAACCGCCAUAAAAGCAGAACAAGUGCCGUAUGAGUGGGGCUUUAGUCUAAUUGCGUCUAAUUGAGACCGCUGUAUUAGCGAAGUGCUGUAAAGCGAAGCGCCGUAAAGCAGGGCCCUACUGUAGUCCGAAACAUGUUGGUGGCAGCCAGAUAGGUAUAAGUGUCUGUCAAGGAAGGAGCCAUGAUAAUGUUCUGUUCUAAAACAGGAAAGAAGCAAUAUUAUAUCCAGUGCUAGUCCUACUCAGGGAAGACCUAUUGAAGUUAAUGGAGUAGGACUAGCACUGGAUAUAGCACGGAGGGCACCAGGUUGGGGAAGGCUAGUUGAUACAAUGGAUCCUGCAGAUGGAUUCUUCAAACUGAAACAGGAGUUAUGCUGUGAGAAUUUAUUUAUUUAUUUUAUUUAUUAGAUUUUUAUACCGCCCGACUAGCGUAGCUCUCUGGGCGGUGUACAACAAAGUGCAAAAAUACAAAAAUUCCAUAGUAAAAUACAACAACAAUAUAAAAGAAUAAGAAAACUAAAAACAAUUACAACAUAUAUUAAAACUAAAUUAAGUUAGAUUAAAAUGCCUUAGCAAAGAGGAAGGUUUUGACUUGGCGCCGGAAAGACAGUAAUGUCGGCGCCAAGCGCACCUCAUCAGGGACACUGUUCCAGAGUUCGGGGGCCACCACUGAGAAGGCCCUAGUUCUAGUUAUCACCCUCCGAGCUUCUCUAUGAGUCGGAACUCGGAGGAGGGCCUUCGAUGCAGAACGUAGUGUACGGGCAGGUUCAUAUUGGGAGAGGCGUUCCAGCAGGUAUUGUGGUCCCGCGCCGUAUAAGGCUUUAUAGGUUAAAACCAGCACUUUGAAUCUGGCCCGGAAGCACAUUGGAAGCCAGUGCAAGCAGGCCAGAACAGGUGUUAUGUGUUUGGACCGCUUGGUCCACGUUAUCAGUCUGGCCGCCGCAUUUUGCACAAGCUGUAGCUUCCGGACUGUCUUCAAAGGCAGCCCUACGCAGAGCGCAUGGCAGUAAUCCAAUCGCGAGGUUACCAGAGCAUGUACCACUGAUGUGAGGUCCUCCCUGCUCAGGUAGGGACGUAGUUGGGCUAUCCGUAUCCCCCCCGCUUCUAUAGUUUCUCCUCUGUGUGAAUUCUUUCAUCAGAAGUGAGAAAUACCUUAUUACUGAAGCUCUCUCCAUACACAGACAUUCCAGUUUGCCCUCGCCUGGCCUUAUUCAUGUGAGAAGGGUAUGGUGCUUCAGACCACUCGGCCCCCAUCCCGGGUCGGAGAUUCCUCCUGAAGAAGCAUAAAAAUGCAUGCUGAUCCAUGUUUUAUGAAAUGGCUAGAUCCAGAUUUUACCUUCUUGCCGUUUUGUGCCUGGCCAGCCCACUGCAGAAAUGGCACAAUUGGCUGUACUCUCGCCAUGCCCUUUCUCUGCAUUCCAAAUGUGCUCUCAGGCCCCAGAAGGUAUUCAAAGACGACAGAAGGAAUAGGAAUAUUUAGAUCCUCUGCCUAAUUUAAGAGUCGGUUCACGCUCAUGUCUCAGCAGAAACUUAUUUUCAUCAGGCUGCUUCCUCCGCUGUCAUCUAGGAGGAGGCAUUCCAUCAGGCUCUAAGAGAGUGGGGGGACAGACAGACUGUUGGGUCUCUCCAUCUACUUUGCUGAAAGACCAACAGUGCUUGGUUCCUCCUCUCCUUGAACUCUUUCUGUUCCAGCUGGUCACUGCAAGAACCCUGUAACUAAGAAAUAGUGCCUUGGUUGGCGUUUUUUUCCUCUUCCCUCCCGAAACUUUUUCCUUUUGUGUCAUGUCUUUUAGAUUGUAAGCGUGAGAGCAGGGACUACUGUCUUAUUACUGGCAUUUGUAAGCCACUCUGGG